AAUAGGAAUUAGGCAAGGAAAUGGCUUGUGGUGUGAUAGCAGUUGGCAGUACUGUGCCUGGCAAACUGACGCAGAGCUGAGCAUUAUUCUUUGCGAUUUUCGAGAGCCUUCAUCUGGAUUUCAGCUCUGAACAAGCCUAGCAUUGGCAGAAGAUAUUGCUGGUCUUGGUAGUUUGGAGAACUUGAUUUGAAAGUGAUGCUGUAAUGACAAGUGGGGAUAGCAGGUUGUGAAGAUGCCAAGGACCUUCAGGGCUACUUGAGGGACAGCAGGUUAGUCUACAGUAGUGAACGUGUCAGUAAUAACUCACAUAUGAAUUCAUGAAGUUGGACUGGGAAAGCAGUGGCAAAAUGAACUCUUCCUUCUGGACACAGACAGAAGGUAGCAGACCUGAUUUACUCUGUGGAAUGCCAGCUGACUACGCUUACGGAAAGGGGCAUUUCAUAACGCUUCUGUGUUCAGCUGUUGUUAUGGGAGGAUUUCUGAGGGCGUAUUUGAAGAAUUCUGAAGUCAUUGUCUUGGCAAUUCUUUCUCUGUCAGGAUUUGCGCUAGGACAGCUGGCCUACAAUAUUGUUGAGGUGCACAAAGUUGUCUACCCUCUUCUAAGAACACCAAGUUUUUCACUUUAUUGUUAUUUUUCACCUUUAAUUAUAUUUCUGGCUGCUUUGGACGUGGAUUUUUAUAUACUCAAGAAUGUGCUUUGGCAGGUCCUCUUAACUGGAUUAAUUAGCUUUUCUACGGCAUUCAUCAUAAUUGGAUAUGUGGUUCUGAAAUUCAAUAAAGAUGAAUGGGAUUUGCAGUCUUGCCUGCUCUUUAGCUUGACUCUUGGCAUCACAGAUCCUAUUCAUUCUGUGAAUUCACUGAAAAUGAUUGGCAUUUCCAAAAUGUAUACUGAUAUCAUUAGAGGGGAAUCAAUGAUCAUCUGUGGUUUUACAUCCAUUGUUUUUGGAAUGUUUCGGAGACACUCACAUCACUUACCCAUGUUUAGGGAGUUACACAUGAUUGUGGACCUCUCCAUGGACAUUUUUGGAAGCAUAAUAUGUGGAUAUUGGUGUGCAAGAAUCAUUCAGUUUACAUUGACUGACCUUUUUAGCAAUACGCUGACUAAUGUCAUUAUUUGCGUUUCAAUGGUGUACAUGACUUUCUACAUUGUGGAAUUUUUCGGAAUGUCAGGUAUGGUUGCUUUAAUCACUGUAGGACUGAAUUUGGAUUCCUUAAGCUUUAAACCAAGGAUGGAGUUCAUAAUUACUAAGUUCUUCAAAAUGUUUUCAUCUGUCUUCCAAGAUUUAAUAUACACUUUCUUUGGCAUUGUGAUUGGAUGUGGAGAAAUCAAGUAUUUUCGAUUUCACACUGUGAGUUUCAUGUUCAUCUUAUUUGCAACAGUAAAUGUUGUGAGGUUGCUUACUACUGUGUUAGUGAGCCCUAUUCUGAUGCGUUCGAGUUAUGAAUAUAAUUGGAGAUGGGGAGUUGUGAUAGCCUGGUCUGGAAUUAAAGGAGUUUUCAGCUUACUCUUGGCUCCUGAUAUUCACAAUCUGGCUGAAAAAAAAACAAAGUCACCACAAAUGUUUAUCUUGUAUCUACUAGUAACAUCGUUGAUGACUAUGGGAAUAAAUUCGUACAUGAUGACUCAUUCAGCCAGGACAUUGGGUUUGUGUGCUAUUUCCCUUCCAAGACAAAUGGCCAUGCAAAAUGCCAUUAAGCACAUACAGGAGAUAAUACAGAACACAAUCACUUUAUUUAAAACAGAAAAGAUUUUGACAAAUGUUAAUUGGACCUUGGUAGAAGAAAAAACGAAGAUUGAAUACAUCAUUCCUUCUGAUACUGUUCAGUUUUCCCACGUUUCACAUGAUGAAAAAGAGGAAGAGUCCCCAACGGAUGAAGUUUUAAUGGAAGAAGCCAGAUUGCACAUAGCUAUAAUACAAAUGAGGAGCUUUGAAAAACAGUGUAACAAUGGAAUUCUCGGUGUAGAGGCAGCCCGGAUACUAAUUGGUGCGGCCAAAAGCUAUUGCCCCAUCCAAGGAAAAUUCAUGAGCAUUUAUGAUGUUUCAACUUACGUAAGAGCUAGAAGUUGGCUUAUGAAAUUUAAAAAUAUGUUAACUUUCUUGGACUAUCGUACAGAUAAGGCACCUCUUAUUCUACACGGGAAUAAUAAAUUUAUGAUUUUUGUAUAUCGCAUUGUAUUUUCAGAAGAAUUUGAAUAUACAGGACAUAUUAUAACAUUUAUAUACAUUUACCCUAUGAUAAUGCAUCUAUGGCCAAUGGCAAGAGAAUUAAAUGUGGCAGGACUGAUAUUAGUAAACUAUUAUUUUGUAUCUUUAUACGUAUUAGAAUCAGCAUUGAAGAUAAUCAUUUUGAAAAGAAAAUAUUUUCGUCAAUAUUGGAACACUUUGGAAUUUAUCAUCGUGCUUACUGGAAUCUUUGAUAUCUUUUUUAUACACCUUGUCAGAUGGAGACCAGACAACUUGGUUCUUAUUCAGAUUGUAAUAAUAAUAGGAUAUUUCAGAAUAAUUAGGUUUAUUCCUCUCAUCAAGACAAUAAUACCACUGCUGAUAAAUAUUGCAGAUGUGCAGAUCAAAAAGCGUCUCAGGUUGAUGUAUAGUAUUACAAAAGGCUAUGUCAAAAGUCAAGAGGACGCCAAAUUUUUAAUAAAACAAAUUUCUAGCCGAGAAUCAAUAAAUCAGAAAUUAUAUGAAAUUUUGGAAACUAAUCAACGAGAUGCUGUCAAAGAACUAGGACUCAUAGAGCACGAGGGUCGUGAUGUCGUCAUUGCUUUGAAGACUAGGCAGGCAAUCCGGAACGUGAUUGCUAAAGCUUUGAAAAACCUCACCUUCCUUUGGUCAAGAGGCAUUAUUGAUAAGCAUGAGGGCGUAGAGAUGAAUAAGGUGCUUCUUGCAAAAAUAAAGGCACUCAAUAACUUUCCAAUGGCAAUCCCACCCCCUACUCCUGAAAAGUAUCUUCAUAAUAUCCUUUGGCUAGAAAAUAAAGAUGUUCUCAUUGAGUUCUUCAAGGAAAGAGCAAAACUUGCCUAUUUUGACUAUGGAGAUGUCAUUUGUAAAGAAGGUGAAAUGCCGCAAGGAAUCUACUUAAUUAUUUCAGGAAUGGCAAUUUUGCAUAGUUCACCUCCUACCUUUGGAAUAGACAGUGCCCUAAGGCCUGAUAGAGAGUCCAAAACCAUGUUUACAGAGUACUGUACCAGUGGCGACGUAAUUGGAGAGUUGAGCUGUCUGCUCAAGCGUGAAAGUGAAUGUACUGCCAUCUGUGAAACAAUUUUACAGGUUCUGAUAUCUUACUUAGUCACCCAACCAGCUGUUGUGAAGCAGUAUAGACUAAAGGCCUGCUUUAUCUCCCUGGAGGAUUUAUAUGAAGGCUUUGAUGUCUUCUGGCCAUCCCUGGAAUAUAAAAUAUGGCUAAAGCUUGCUCUCAGUAUUGCCUAUCAGUAUUUUGAAUCAAGUCUCAUUGAUGAGGACUUAACCUUUCGGAAGUGUGCAGAGCUCAAUCUUGCAUAUGUGCAGACUUUAUCAAGCUACAAUGAAAUGAUCAUUGAUAAUGAGACCAUGAAAUUUGUUAUUGUUGUGUACGGCAGUGUCAUUGAUACUAAGAGAGAAGUACCAUAUCUUGCACCUUGCAUUUUACCUAAAACCUGUGGACAGGUUCAGGGAACUUCAGAUUUAAGCAAGUUGCUGGUGAUCCAAGCAUCUGAGCCUGUCAAAAAUAAUAAUAACGCCAAGGUCAUGGUUUUUCUGUUUGAUGCCUGUAUUUGGAUUGGUUCAGUCAACACUGGUGUUCGAAUGACCAAGAAAGAACAUAACUGGAAAAGAUGAGUUGGAAAUUGAAUCCCAUCUCACAAAAGGAUACUAAUGGCACUAACAUGAUAUGUGGAGUCAGGUUAAAGACUGAGCUAAUAUCCCAGCUCAAGUGCUGAAGAAUGAUCUGGCAAGAAGUUUACUUAGAAGUUGCUGAAACAAUUUACUGCUGCAUUUAUUUUACAAGCAGUUGAUGGACUGCUGCAAAUUGUUCAAUUUGAAGUAGUUGCGUUAUACUUGAGAUGUUAAAAAGUUCUUCCAGAUAAUAUAUCCUAAAACUCAUGGCCUACCAAAUGAAAUUCUGUGUCCAGCUGAGAGCCAGUUAUAGCAGAGUACAAGUUAUCAAAAGCAUUGUACAAUUUAUUACCGUCUAGAGCAUAGGAUCCAUAAUUCUGACUUAUGAUAGUGCUAUAAUUAGUACCUCCCUAACAUUUUCCAGAGUAAAGUUAUUCCCCUCCCAUUCCCAAUUUAGUAAGUAUUGAAAAAAGGAACUAUGUUCCACAAUCGUAGUUACUGAAAGCCGUUUUAAGAGAAAUUAACAAUCCUACAUUGCAUAGUACUAUUUGAUAGUACUUUUCAUUUUAUUUUCAAAAGUCAAAUAAAGUUGAAUGUUAUGGU
Equus caballus (horse) is the source of this 4418-nucleotide messenger RNA. The record is from RefSeq and is a predicted model, not a curated record. NCBI's taxonomy places the organism in Eukaryota, Metazoa, Chordata, Mammalia, Perissodactyla, Equidae.